Molecule: messenger RNA, 6047 nt
Organism: Acipenser ruthenus (sterlet)
Lineage: Eukaryota; Metazoa; Chordata; Actinopteri; Acipenseriformes; Acipenseridae
Product: phosphopentomutase-like
Exons: 14
Coding region: 263-2095 (610 amino acids)
Biological process (GO): purine ribonucleoside salvage; carbohydrate metabolic process
Molecular function (GO): magnesium ion binding; phosphopentomutase activity
Source: RefSeq, a predicted model, not a curated record
CCACAGAUUCUGCGCAGACUUAGCAAAGUCUGCGUGUCGUGAACGCAGCCAGUAUCUCUGGCUCCAUCUAGUAAAGCUGAAUGUAACGUCUGUUACUUCUGCCCCGAAACACACGCAAAACUCCUCCCCUUACGUAAAUUCAUCCGAGCGUACUGUACUAAUAAAAGCUUGCUAGUAAUAUUAGGCAAGCGAGUGCUGGUAGAAAGGUUAGUGUAAACCGAAAUCAAGUGUUGAGUGUUCACCAGUUUAAAAAGGGAGCAACAUGGACAAGAUCAUUCCUAACACUGGCGAAGAAAAGCUGGAUCAGGCAAUCAAGCAAUGGCUGAAGUAUGAUAAGAACCCUAAAACUUCAGAGGCAGUUCAGCAGCUGGUGGCUGAUGGCAAUGUAGAGGAACUGCGUGUUUCCUUCGGCUUACGGAUGGAGUUCGGAACUGCAGGCCUCAGGGCAGCCAUGGGUGCAGGAACAUCCCGGAUGAACGAUCUGACCAUCAUCCAAACAACACAGGGCUUUUGCAGUUACCUGGAGAAGAGUUUCCCAGACCUGAAGGAAAGAGGAGUCGUCAUUGGAUUUGAUGCUCGAGCCCACCCUCCAAGUGGAAGCAGCAGCAUUAGAUUUGCAAAGUUAGCUGCAGCUGUUUUCAUCAGCCAUGGAGUUCCAGUCUAUCUCUUCUCAGACAUCACUCCAACUCCAUUUGUGCCAUAUACAGUGACUCAUCUGAGUCUGUGUGCUGGGAUUAUGGUGACGGCUUCUCACAAUCCAAAACAGGACAAUGGCUACAAGGUUUAUUGGGCCAAUGGAGCUCAGAUCAUCUCGCCACAUGAUCACGGGAUUGCCAGUGCCAUUGAAGAGAACCUGGAGCCUUGGCCUCAGUCCUGGGAUGAAACCAUCAUUAAAGACAGCCCUCUUCUAAAAGAUCCUUAUGCAGACAUCAACAGGGAUUAUUUCCAAGAUAUACAGAAACACUGCUUUCACAGGGAAAUUAACAAGGUGUCUAAAAUUAAAUUUGUCCACACAUCUGUGCAUGGAGUAGGACACAAAUUUGUUCAGUCAGCUUUCAAGGCUUUUGACUUUGCCCCACCAUUGGCAGUCGCAGAGCAGAAAGAUCCUGAUCCAGAAUUCUCUACUGUGAAGUACCCUAACCCCGAAGAAGGAAAAGGCGUAUUGACGUUGUCUUUUGCGUUGGCGGACAAAGAAGGAGCUCAAGUUAUUCUCGCAAAUGAUCCUGAUGCUGAUCGACUUGCAGUAGCUGAGAAACAAGACAGUGGAGAGUGGAAAGUGUUCUCAGGAAAUGAGUUGGGUGCCUUGUUAGGCUGGUGGAUCUUCAUCUGUUGGAAGGAGCAGAACACAGACCCUUGUGCUUUAAAGGAUGUAUACAUGCUGGCCAGCACAGUUUCUUCAAAAAUCCUCAGAGCCAUUGCGCUUAAAGAGGGAUUCCACUUUGAGGAAACAUUGACAGGGUUUAAGUGGAUGGGAAACCGUGGCAAGCAGCUAUUGGACCAGAAGAAGACUGUUCUCUUUGCUUUUGAAGAGGCUAUAGGAUAUAUGUGCAGCCCUGUUGUUCUUGAUAAAGAUGGCGUCAGUGCCUCUGCUAUAACCGCAGAGCUAUGCAGCUACCUUGCAAUCAGGAACAUGACCCUAUCCCAGCAGCUGAAAGCAAUCUAUGAAGAAUAUGGUUAUCAUAUUACAAAGGCCUCCUACUUCAUCUGCCAUGAUUCAAAGACUAUCAAACAAUUAUUUGAAAGGCUGCGAAACUUUGAAGGAGAAAACACAUACCCCAAAACGUGUGGAAGCUUUGAAGUAUCCGGAGUGAGAGAUUUAACAACUGGCUAUGACAGCAGCCAAGCUGACAAGAAAGCUGUGCUCCCUACCAGCAAGAGCAGUCAGAUGAUAACAUUUACCUUCUCUAAUGGUGGAGUAGCUACAAUGAGGACCAGUGGAACAGAACCCAAAAUCAAGUACUACACUGAGCUCUGUGCGCCGCCCGGGAACAGUGACCCCGAACAGCUAAAAACAGAACUGAGCAGCUUGGUGGAUGCAAUUGUGGAACAUUUCUUUGAACCACAAAAGAAUAGUCUUAAACCUCAGCCAGAGUAGAGUACUGUAAUUGUACAGAAAACACAGCAAGCCUUAAAUCAUUGAACUUGUAACUGAAGACUAUAGUGUGGCAUAUUUACACAGUAGAGAGCAUAUUUAACUUUUAUCGCACACUUCAAAUAACACAGAACAGCCUGGACCAAAUUGAAAUACCAUAAAUACUGUAUAAUACCAACACAUUUGAGAUACUGAAGAAAUAUUUUAAAUUUUGUAGCCAGGUGUAGGACUUUGUACACAGAACACAAGCAAACAGAAGUCUGGAGGGCAGUUUAAACUUGUGUACAAUGUCCUCCAGUCUUUUGUUUGUUUGUCUGUUUUUACUAUGGCAAAUCAUGAUUUUUGCAUUUUAGCAAACAAGGUAUGGUAAUCAAGUCUUACUACUUAAUUGCUUGAACAGCUUCUGCACUGCCUCUCGCACUCAUUGCGAUCAAAAGCUUUGUUAUUUUUACUUCAAGUUCAUGUUAAAACAAAUACUCCACUGCCACUGUUUUACACUAAGCACUAACAAUGUUUACAAAUCUACAGACGUGCUCAAAUUUGUUGGUACCCCUCCACAAAAAACGAAGAAUGCACAAUUUUCUCUGAAAUAACUUGAAACUGACAAAAGUAAUUGGCAUCCACCAUUGUUUAUUCCAUAUUUAAUAGAAAUCAGACUUUGCUUUUGAUUUUUACCCAACAUAAUAUUGUAAAUAAGAAAACAAAUGAAAAUGGCAUGGACAAAAAUGAUGGGACCGCUAACCUAAUAUUUUGUUGCACAACCUUUAGAGGCAAUCACUGCAAUCAAACGUUUUCUGUAGCUCUCAAUGAGACUUCUAAACCUGUUAACAGGUAGUUUGGCCCACUCUUCCUGAGCAAACUACUUUAGCUGUCUCAGGUUUGAUGGGUGCCUUCUCUAGACUGCAAGUUUCAGCUCUUUCCAUAGAUGUUCGAUAGGAUUCAGAGCAGGACUCAUAGAAGGCCACUUCAGAAUAGUCCAAUGUUUUGUUCUUAUCCAUUCUUGGGUGCUUUUAGCUGUGUGUUUUGGGUCAUUAUCCUGUUGGAGGACCCAUGACCUGCGACUGAGACAGAGCUUUCUGACACUGGGCAGUACGUUUCGCUCCAGAAUGCCUUGAUAGUCUUGAGAUUUCAUUGUGCCCUGCACAGAUUCAAGGCACCCUGUGCCAGGCACAGCAAAGCAGCCCCAAAACAUAACCGAGCCUCCUCCAUGUUUCACUGUAGGUAUGGUGUUCUUUUCUUUGAAAGCUUCAUUUUUUCGUCUGUGAACAUAGAGCUGAUGUGACUUGCCAAAAAGCUCCAGUUUUGACUCAUCUGUCCAAAGGACAUUCUCCCAGAAGGAUUGUGGCUUGUCAAUAUGCAUUUUAGCUAAUUCCAGUCUGGCUUUUUUAUGUUUUUCUUUCAAAAGUGGAGUCCUCCUGGGUCUUCUUCCAUGGAGCCCACUUUUGCUCAAAAAGCGACGGAUGGUGCGAUCAGAAACUGACAUACCUUCACCUUGGAGUUCAGCUUGUAUCUCUUUGGCAGUUAUCCUUGGUUCUUUUUCUACCAUUCGCACUAUCCUUCUGUUCAAUCUGGGGUCGAUUUUCCUCUUGUGGCCGCGCCCAGGGAGGUUGUCUACAGUUCCAUGGACCUUGAACUUCUUAAUAAUAUUUGCAACUAUUGUCACAGGAACAUCAAGCUGCUUGGAGAUGGUCUUGUAGCCUUUACCUUUACCAUGCUUGUCUAUUAUUUUCUUUCUGAUCUCCUCAGACAACUCUCUCCUUUGCUUUCUCUGGUCCAUGUUCAGUGUGGUGCACACAAUGAUACCAAACAGCACAGUGACUACUUUUCUCCAUUUAAAUAGGCUGAAUGACUGAUUUCAAGAUUGGAGACAUGUGUGAUACUAAUCAAAUAAACUAAUUAGUUUGAAAUAUCACUAUAAUCCAAUUAUUUAUUAUCUUUUCUAAGGGGUACCAACAAAUGUGUCCAGGCCAUUUUAGAAUAUCUUGGUAGAAUAAGCAAUAAUUCAUCUCUUUUCACAGCUUCUUUGCUUUAUUCUAUGACAUACCAAAGGCAUGCAAGUAUACAUGAUAAAAUAGCUUUUAAUUUCAUCACUUUUCAGGAGGAAUGAAGCAUUAUUUCAAUGAGCUGUAAGGGUACCAACAAAUUUGAGCACGUCUGUAUAUAUCCCUAAUUCAAGUAUAAAAAAACGAGCAAUGUAUAGGUAAGAAAGAAGUAAGAAAAUAGAUUUAAACUAAAAAAAAAAAAAAAGUACAACAUUCAAAAGAAACUACUCUGUUAUGAAUAGCAUUAUCACAGUAUUCUCGACAUGUCCCUUACUAAAUCUACUGUUAAUAAUUGUUAAUAGAUGAGCUUUUUAAUCAGUAAUUCAAUACUGCCUGUUACAUUUGUAUGGUUAUGGUAUGUUGUGAAAGAUACAAAUACUGUGAAUAUUGUUUACCAUCUGUAUAACAAGGCGAUCACACGCUGUACAGUAAACCAGAAUUGCAGAAUGAAUUCUGUAUAAACAAGGCACAGGCAUUCAGGAUUAACAUAGUUUACUGCUUUUAGGGCAAAAAGGGUAGUGAUAAUGAUGGUAUCUAAUCCAAGUUACAACUGAAGGGCAAUAAAAAUGACAAACUAGUUAAUGUACUACUCUCUGUAUCCCGCUCAACUUUGUUAUAUCUGACAAUUGUAGAUGAACCUUGACUCUACCAUAUUUUUUUUUAUUUUGUUAUUUAAUUAAUUCAUAUUACAAGAUUAUUUUUAAAUGUACAUUUGGUAACUCUAUACAAGUGGCAGUUGAUAUUGGGAUUCUUUAAGAAAUAAGAUUUAUUAACGCUAUUGUAAAUUGUUACCAUAUUAAAUGAAAGCAGGUCAUAAGGGAACAAUACAGCACUAGCUUUAUCAAAGGUGCAGUUGUUGUAUAUAAAGGCCCACUCAUGAAUCCUGACCUGUUCCACUGGACCAAAAGCUUCCUUGGUCAAAUGACUAGCAAUGCUGUCUCGCAGACUGGUUGGGUACAUUCCAGCAAUGUUCUGCUUUUAGUCUCCCAAUCAUACAGUAUAUGUAUGUUUUUAAUAUUAUACUUCAGGAAGCUACAGUUUAAAAUACCCACACUACCUAAAAUAUCCGAAGCAUAAACAAACUUUAAUUGACCCCCCCCGCCUCCUGUUUUGUAAAACCUACAACAAAUUGUCUACAUUGAACACUUUAAAUGGUGUUUUUAUAUAUAUAAAUAAAAUAAAAUAAUAGUCUUAAUAAAAUGAAGUCUUCAGGAUUUUUUUUCUUCUGCUUGCACUGACUGAUGCAGUUUACCUCCACAGUGCUAACCUUGAAUAGCAGGGACAGUCAUUUAUAUUCUUCCAGCAGGCUCCUCUUUGUUGUAAAGACUUGUUCAGUGCCAGAAUAAAAUCAAAGCUUGCCUUAAAUCAGCAAAAUGUCUUCAUUCCGCUUCAUUGAACAAGGCACCUCGAACUCAGAGGUGGCCUGCUCUGAAGAUUUGUAGGUGCAGUACAAAGAUAUUGCCUUGGUCAUAAUUUAUGUACAACUGUCUUGUCUAAUGUGUGUUGUUGCUAACAUAAUUUCAUUCCCAUCAUAAAAAUAGUAAAACCAUUAUUACAAUUUUAAUUCACACAAUAUACUAUGUGUUUUUAUGGGCUGGAGUUGAGUCCCAGUUGUCUCAUGUAGAACCACUGGUAAAAAGAAACCCUGUCGAAUGUAAUCUAUCUUUUUUUUAAAUAUAUUUUUGCUUUUCACAAGUGUGACUGUAUAAUCAUUUUCAAAUUAUAUAAAUUAUUCUGAUUUACUGGAUGGCUGGAUCUGUGCAGUUACAGGUUUAAUAACUCAUUGUAUUUAAGGUUAUGACCAUUGUAUUUCCAGGUAUGUGUGCAUUUUCUGUUAAACUUGUUAAAAAGCAUUGGCUAAUCAUUGAUAAACCUUACUACUGUAUUUCAAUAAAGAUCUGGCUUAAACAUUA